GCUUUGGGUUCUGAAGAACAACGUUCAUUCUCUGAUUGUCGUGUCUGAUAAAAACCCAUGUCUGGAGAACUGGAGUGCAUUUGAACAAGUGUGGGAGAUACUAUUUCUCGGAUCAACAAUGCAGAAUUUCAGCAUCAUUGAUCAUGACUUGUGGUUGAAAAGGCGACGUUGAUAAACUCACAUCAACAGAUAAUCCUUUCAGAAGUCGUGUUGCACGAGCACUAUGUAUAAUAAACAUGUUCGAGCAUGUAGUGUUUAAUAUGCUGAAAAUGGGUAGGGUCGGAGCAUUCAUGUAUGACUGCAUGUUUUAAAAGGAUUUCAAUAUGUCUCUCAGGCUCUUCUCGGUCUCAGUUGCCUUGGGCCACGUCUGAAGAAUAAAGAACAUCCGGAUGUAUCCUAGUGUUGUGUAAACUGCCUAGAUAAAGAAAGUAUCACACACCCAUGAUUGAUGAAGCAAACAACGAAUGGCUUUCCGAGGGGGAUAUUUUGACGUUGAUAUAGUAUACGUGUUUGGGGCUUUAGGUUUCCAGUGGUUCAACGACUGUUCAGUAAUGUUUUGAGAACAUUUGUUUAAAAUACAAAUAUUCAAAAUGGUGUAUGCUUUUGUUUGUCCCGGAGAUACACCAUUGCUAUGGUAACAUCAUCCCCACGUGAGCAGGGCUUCCAAUUAACGACAUGAUCACUCUGACCGCAUGUGUCACCACCGACUAACGUCCUACCACAGACUGCAUUCUGCUGCUGCUGCUGUAACUAUCCGAGAUGAACCCUUGUAUAAUCGUCGGAAUCAGCGUCCUCAUCCUCAACACGAGAGCAAAUGUGUUCCACCUGAGAAACUGUAUAGACAUGGUUCCAUCUGACCUGACAUCAGUUGAACAGACCUCCUUACAACCCUACCGUGUCACAGUUUCAACCACGGAAUAUGAAGAUGGCGAACCCGUUAAUGUGGUACUUUCCUCCACGGACGCUUCGACCACGUUCGUGGACUAUUUUCUACAAGCUAGAUGUCUCACCUGUUCUAAUCUGACGGUGCCUGUUGGAACCUUCACCAUCCCUACCGGACAGCCACCCAGCGAGAUACUCGCCUGUUACAAUACAAUGGCCGCCGUGACAGCAUCAUCCACAGAUCCCAAGACAAGUGUGACCUUCACGUGGUUGCCGCCUUCUGGCUUCACGGACGUCGUUAUCAUGCGAGCGACGUUUGUUAAACACAGCACACUUUGGUGGGGAAAUGUUGUUUCCCAGACAAUGAACGCCAUGUCAGUGCCACUAGAAAUUGAUGUUACUCUAGCCGUGACACGCCCACGUCCGACACGUCCGACACGACCGACACUACCCACGACAACAUGGAGCCCGUCAGCCUCGCCCUACACUGCUGCAACAUCGUCACUUGGUCUGACACUAGGGCUUCUCCUGUACAUGCUCUUUGUAUUCUAAAUAUGUGUAGCAUUUACUGACCAUAGCUCGAUAAAACGGAAUCCAACAGGAUUAGAAACAAAAAAGUAUAUUAGAAUCGUCUCUAAUAUUACUGAAGUUAAACUUUCAUUUCAUAACUUGUUUUAAAAGGCCUCUUAAAGUAUUGACACCUGAUUUUAGUACUGAACAUUUUGUACCAGUCAGGAAUAAAUACAAUGAUAUAA
Messenger RNA from Haliotis rubra (blacklip abalone), 1637 nucleotides. RefSeq lists its product as uncharacterized. Bases 760 to 1434 code for a protein of 224 amino acids. The transcript is spliced from 6 exons. The record is from RefSeq and is a predicted model, not a curated record. Gene Ontology annotation, molecular function: oxidoreductase activity, acting on metal ions. Lineage: Eukaryota; Metazoa; Mollusca; Gastropoda; Lepetellida; Haliotidae.